GGGCGGGGAUAGCGUCUAGACCGCGGGCGUCCCCGAGCAUCCCGUUCCGGGUUCAGGCUCCGGGUCUGGAGAGCGGCGGAGAGCCGGGGCCGGGGUCCAGGCAGGGCUGGGCCGCUUGUUGCCUUGCAUGUGCAGCGGCGGCAGCAGGCGGUAGCCAGGCCCGCGGACGAAGUGGACACGGCCCGGUGCGGGGCGCCGCCGGCCGGCCGCCGGCCGGCAUUAACAGGCGCGAUGUUAUUCUCACUGCGGGAGCUGGUGCAGUGGCUGGGCUUCGCCACCUUUGAGAUCUUCGUGCACCUGCUGGCCCUGUUGGUGUUUUCCGUGCUUUUGGCACUACGAGUGGACGGCUUGGCCCCGGGCCUCUCCUGGUGGAAUGUAUUUGUGCCCUUUUUCGCCGCCGACGGACUCAGCACCUACUUCACCACCAUCGUGUCGGUGCGCCUCUUCCAAGAUGGGGAGAAACGACUGGCUGUACUGCGCCUCUUCUGGGUUCUCACAGUCCUCAGCCUCAAGUUUGUCUUUGAGAUGCUGCUGUGCCAGAAGCUAGUGGAGCAAACUCGAGAGCUCUGGUUCGGCCUGAUCACGUCUCCGGUCUUCAUUCUCCUGCAGCUGCUCAUGAUCCGGGCUUGUCGCGUCAACUAACCUCGUGCAGGGGCUGGAAAUGGAGCACUGCGCAGCUGGAGUGCUAGAUCUCCCAGUCCAGAUCCUGCUUGGCACCACUGGAGGAGCUUUGGUCAGAAAUCAGUGUCUGCUUGUGCCCAGUUUACUGUCCAGUUUUUCCUAUAUCUAAGAUUGUUUCCUCAGCAAAACUUAAAAGUGAAGCCUCGAUUAUUAAAAUUUAUUUCCUGUUAUUUAUGCGCUGAGUUGCCAGACAAUACUGAACUUUUCUGACAUUUGGAAACUGCAUAUAAGUAAAAUAUCCUGAUAGGCCCUGAAAAUUUCCCAUGGUGAUGUACCCCUUUGUAACAGCUUGUUGAUUCAGCAGCACUGACCUCAGAGCUUACCCCUCCAUCCGUCCAGGCCAGACUUCUCUAUACGAUUGAUGAUGUGUCACAUAGCUUGCAUCACUUUUCUUUUUCCGGGGGAAGAUUAGCCUUUUCUUCAUUCCAUCCCACAUAGAGACUGUUGAAAAAAGGCAUGAGUAGGACCCUGUGUGAUUAUCUGCAAUCUGAGAAAAAAAAACUCUGGUCUCAA
This is a messenger RNA of Peromyscus leucopus (white-footed mouse), 1194 nucleotides long. It is a transcript of the gene Tmem203, whose product is annotated as transmembrane protein 203. Bases 232 to 642 code for a protein of 136 amino acids. The transcript has a single exon. Gene Ontology annotation, cellular component: endoplasmic reticulum. Lineage: Eukaryota; Metazoa; Chordata; Mammalia; Rodentia; Cricetidae. The record is from RefSeq and is a predicted model, not a curated record. Gene Ontology annotation, biological process: intracellular calcium ion homeostasis.